AGAUCCACCCUCUUGGGAGCAAAGCGGAAGUGUGGAGCACGCCGUGGGGCCGAGGCGGGAGAGGCGAGGUUGCGAUGAGUGGACUCAGCCGACUCUUCGGGAGGGGGAAGAAGGAGAAGGAGCCAACCCCAGAAGAAGCAAUACAGAAACUGAAGGAGACUGAGAAGAUACUGAUCAAGAAGCAGGAGUUUCUGGAGCAGAAGAUUCAACAGGAGCUACAAACAGCCAAGAAGCAUGGAACCAAGAAUAAGAGAGCUGCCCUGCAGGCUUUGCGGAGAAAGAAGAGAUUGGAACAGCAGCUGGCACAAACUGAUGGGACAUUAUCCACCCUGGAGUUUCAGCGUGAGGCUAUUGAGAAUGCCACCACCAAUGCAGAAGUGCUCCGUACCAUGGAACUUGCUGCUCGAGGCAUGAAGAAAGCCUACCAGGACAUGGACAUUGACAAGGUAGAUGAACUGAUGGCUGACAUCACAGAACAACAAGAAGUGGCUCAACAGAUCUCAGAUGCCAUUUCUCGACCCCUGGGCUUUGGAGAUGAUGUGGAUGAGGAUGAAUUGUUGGAAGAGCUAGAGGAGCUGGAACAGGAGGAAUUAGCGCGGGAGUUGUUAAACGUGGACAAGGAGGAAGAACCCUCAAUCAAGCUGCCCAGUGUACCUUCUACACACCUGCCUGCAGGGCCAGCUUCCAAAGUGGAUGAAGAUGAAGCAGCACUAAAACAGUUGGCUGAAUGGGUAUCCUAAGGAGUCUGGGCUUGUCUUCCUACUGCUGCCUUCAUCGGUCUCUUUUCCUUAAGUGCCAAAUGCUGAACUAAAGGAGCAUAGCUUUUUGGGGAGGUCAUGCUGAAGUGGUGGUAUGUUCCUGUGUCAGAAAGGGGCCCAUUGCUUCUCCCAUCCCUAGCUGAAGUUUCUUGCUGCAAAAGGAAUCCUGGCUCCCUUCUCUUUAAUAGCAGAUACAAUUGUUCCCAAUAAAAUUGGGUGAUGGA
Molecule: messenger RNA, 982 nt
Organism: Dipodomys spectabilis (banner-tailed kangaroo rat)
Lineage: Eukaryota; Metazoa; Chordata; Mammalia; Rodentia; Heteromyidae
Gene: Chmp4a
Product: charged multivesicular body protein 4A
Exons: 6
Coding region: 75-740 (221 amino acids)
Biological process (GO): vesicle budding from membrane; late endosome to vacuole transport via multivesicular body sorting pathway
Cellular component (GO): cytoplasmic side of plasma membrane; multivesicular body; ESCRT III complex
Source: RefSeq, a predicted model, not a curated record